AUGGACAGGAAGGAGCAAGAACUUGGUGCUGACCUCUGGUUUCCUCUGCCAGUUCUCCUUUACCUGCUGACCCUACAGAUGCUCACCCGCAGCCCAGCAGCUCCUAUCUCCCCAGCUGAACCCAUCAGACAAGCCUAUAGUCUGGCCCUCUACAUGCAGAAGAACACAUCGACACUGCUACAGACUUAUCUCGAGUACCAGGGCAGUCCCUUCAGUGACCCAGGCUUCUCAGCUCCUGAGCUCCAGCUUAGCAGUCUGCCUCCUGCGGCUGUCUCCUUCAAGACCUGGCAUGCUCUGGAAGAUGGGGAACGGCUGGGUCGUGCCCAGGAGGCCUUCCUGGCCUUGACCCAGCACCUUCAGCUUGUUGGAGACGACCAGAUCGACUUGAAUCCUGACAGUCCCAUCCUGUUGGCCCAGCUUGGGGGUGCAAGACUCAGGUCCCAGGGACUUCUGGGCAACAUGGCUGCCAUCAUGACUGCCUUGGGACUGCCCAUUCCCCCAGAAGAGGACACUCUUGGGCUUGUCCCAUUUGAGGCCUCGGCCUUUGAGAGGAAAUGUCGGGGCUAUAUAGUGACCCGGGAAUAUGGCCACUGGACAGACAGAGCUGUGAGGGACUUGGCUCUGCUCAAGGCUAAAUACCCAAUAUAG
This is a messenger RNA of Chrysochloris asiatica (Cape golden mole), 648 nucleotides long. RefSeq names its product cardiotrophin-2-like. NCBI's taxonomy places the organism in Eukaryota, Metazoa, Chordata, Mammalia, Afrosoricida, Chrysochloridae. The record is from RefSeq and is a predicted model, not a curated record. The transcript is spliced from 2 exons. Bases 1 to 648 code for a protein of 215 amino acids.